AUGUCGAACCAAAAUCGACUCCAAGUCGCCCCCACGGUGACGCAACUCGCCGUGAUCAAGCUCCGCUUACAGGGCGCGGUCCGAGGUCACGCGUUACUGAAGAAGAAGGCGGACGCGUUGACGUUGCGACACCGCGCCGUGUUGAAAGCGAUCGUUGAGAGAAAGACCACUCUGGGAGAGAUCAUGCGCGAGGCGCACUUCUCGUGGACCCGAGCGCGACACGCGGGCGGUGAGAGCGUGAAACACGCGGUGUUGGACGGGGUCGAGCGGGCGAAGGUUCGCGUGCGUGCUUCGGAGGAAAAUGUGGCUGGGGUGAAAAUUCCAAAAUUUUUCUUGCGGGACACGGGCGCGGAGCAGCGGCGGAUGGAGCUCGCGGGUCUGGGGCGAGGCGGGGCGCGAGUGAGAGAAGCGAGAGGGGCUUUUGAGAAAGCGAUGACGUUGUUGAGUGAGUUGGCGUCGUUGCAGACGGCUUUUGUGACCCUGGAUGAGGCGAUUCGGACGACGAACAGACGGGUGAACGCGUUGGAAAAUUAUGUGACACCGCGAUUGCAAAACACAGUGAAAUACAUCUUGGGUGAACUCGAUGAGCUCGAGCGGGAGGAAUUUUUCAGGUUGAAAAAGGUUCAAGCAAAGAAGAAGCGGGACGUGGAGCAAGCGGAGCGGGAGGUGGCGGAGAUCGUUGCAGACGACGAGGCGUUGAGGAUCGCUUCGGAGGAGUUGCGAGCGUACGACGACGUCGUUAGAGGCGAGGGUGGUCGAGGGGCGGGCGGGAAUCUCAUUGAGACGGAACAAGAUGAGGAUUUGUUGUUUUAG
Ostreococcus tauri is the source of this 813-nucleotide messenger RNA. RefSeq names its product ATPase, V1 complex, subunit D. The transcript has a single exon. NCBI's taxonomy places the organism in Eukaryota, Viridiplantae, Chlorophyta, Mamiellophyceae, Mamiellales, Bathycoccaceae. Gene Ontology annotation, cellular component: proton-transporting V-type ATPase complex; vacuolar membrane. Gene Ontology annotation, molecular function: proton-transporting ATPase activity, rotational mechanism. The coding region runs from base 1 to 813 and encodes 270 amino acids. The record is from RefSeq and is a predicted model, not a curated record.